GUGAUUUUGUUUCGCCUGUCAAUAACUGCCUUCAAACCUCACCAGAGAAUAGGUGUGUGGCUGAGGGUUACACUUGUGAAUUUUCAAAGUUCUUACAUAAAACACUACGUUUUUCAAAUAAUUAUGGAGCCCUACGAUGUCAUAAUUAAUCAACCGGUGGUUAUCGACAACGGUUCAGGUGUAAUAAAAGCAGGAUUCGCUGGGGAUCAAAUACCAAAAUGCAGAUUUCCCAAUUAUAUUGGCAGACCCAAACAUGUGCGUGUUAUGGCUGGUGCUUUGGAAGGAAAUUUGUUCAUGGGUCCAGUUGCAGAGGAACAUCGUGGCCUUUUAUCUCUCCAUUAUCCGAUGGAACAUGGAGUUGUUACAGAUUGGAAUGAUAUGGAGAAAAUUUGGUCUUAUGUGUAUGGCAAAGAUCAACUAGCUACAUUUUGCGAAGAACAUCCGGUCCUAUUAACAGAGGCACCUCUUAAUCCAAGAAAAAAUCGUGAGAAGGCAGCAGAAAUAUUUUUCGAAACAUUUAAUGUUCCAGCUCUAUUUAUCUCUAUGCAAGCAGUUCUUAGUCUAUAUGCCACAGGACGAACAACAGGAGUUGUUUUAGAUUCUGGAGAUGGUGUUACACAUGCAGUACCUAUUUAUGAAGGUUUUGCUAUGCCUCAUAGUAUUAUGAGGGUUGAUAUAGCAGGACGUGAUGUUACAAGACAUCUCAGACUUCUUUUACGUAAAGAGGGUAUUAACUUUAAAACAACAGCAGAAUUUGAAAUUGUUAGGACAAUUAAAGAACGUGUGUGCUAUCUUGCUAGCAAUCCUCAGAAGGAAGAAACAAUUGAAACAGAAAAAUUUCAAUAUAUAUUGCCUGAUGGAAGCUAUUUAGAGAUUGGUCCAGCUCGAUUUAGAGCUCCUGAAGUGCUUUUUAGACCAGAUCUGAUUGGUGAGGAAUGCGAAGGACUUCAUGAAGUGUUAACAUAUUCCAUUCAAAAAUCUGACCUAGAUUUGAGAAAGGUUUUAUUCCAGAAUAUUGUUUUAUCUGGGGGAUCAACAUUAUUCCGUGGAUUCGGUGACAGAUUAUUAUCUGAAAUUCGUAAAAUGUCACCAAAGGAUGUAAAAAUUAGGAUAUCAGCACCUCAGGAACGAUUAUAUAGUACUUGGAUUGGUGGGUCCAUUCUAGCUUCCUUAGAUACAUUUAAGAAGAUGUGGGUUAGUAAAAAGGAAUAUGAAGAAGACGGUAUAAGAGCAAUUCAUCGUAAAACAUUCUGAAUGUAAAUUAGAAAGAUUAAAAAUUUUAAUGACAAAUAAUUUAAGUACAACACAUAAGUAAUGGCACACUCGGCACAAAGAUUGACAUGUACCGUGUUGACAGUGCUCUUCGAAUGCUUUUAAUAUCGCAAUUUUUUUAAGUGCGUUUUAAAUUUCUCUUUCAAAUGAGUAUUUAUUCCAAGGAAUUAUAAAAUAUGCAUACCCGUUCCAUCAAAGAAUACAGUACUAAAAGAAAUGUAAUAUGAUUUAUUUUAUAAUUUAACUGUAAAAAGGUUCGAUAUAUACUCUUAAUCAUAGUUUUAAAAUAAAAUUCAUAUUCCGUUUUUUACUGAAUAUCCAUUAAUCGAGAUUCCUUGGAAAUGUACACAGACAAAUUUCCAAAUUCAAAUGUACUCAGUGAUACUGAAUAUUGAACUUAUUUAUAAAUUUUUUAUUUUUUAUCUUUAAAAUAAUAUCUUCACAAUUUAUAUAUGUAUUUAUGUUUUUAUACUAUUUAUAGUUUUAUUAUAUUUAACAUAACGGAGCAAUCAGUUCUUAUUGAACUAAAAGAAUUAAGUGCUUUAGUCGAUCGAUUUAACGUUAUAAGAAAAAGAUGAUGUAAUUUCUACCUGCAGUAACAAUUUUGCAAAGUAUUUGUAAAUAUGUAUGCUUUGGUAAAAUAAAUCUGUAAACUCUUUACACGUAUAAAUGA
This is a messenger RNA of Nomia melanderi (Alkali bee), 1945 nucleotides long. It is a transcript of the gene Arp1, whose product is annotated as Actin-related protein 1. NCBI's taxonomy places the organism in Eukaryota, Metazoa, Arthropoda, Insecta, Hymenoptera, Halictidae. The record is from RefSeq and is a predicted model, not a curated record.